Messenger RNA from Capsaspora owczarzaki ATCC 30864, 907 nucleotides. RefSeq lists its product as hypothetical. Gene Ontology annotation, biological process: lipid homeostasis. NCBI's taxonomy places the organism in Eukaryota, Filasterea, Ministeriida, Capsasporidae. The coding region runs from base 91 to 876 and encodes 261 amino acids. The record is from RefSeq and is a predicted model, not a curated record. Gene Ontology annotation, cellular component: membrane; endoplasmic reticulum. The transcript has 4 exons.
UUUUUUUUUUUUUUUCCUUGUUGUUCUUUCGUAUUUAUUAUUUCAACGCACAAACACAGCCUAGUCAACCCGCACAGCCUAGUCACACCCAUGUUCGACCAAUUGAGCACAUUCGGGUUUCUGUUCCAAGGGCCAGUGCUUCCGAUUGGCACCUGGUCCUUCCUGCUGACCGUGGCAUGCUUCUUUGUGUCGACCCCUUUCUACCGCUUGGUGUCGUCGCACUACCGCACACUCUCCCGCGAGCAACAAGUCGACUGGAACUCCAGAUCCGCUUCCUCAUUGCAUGCCAUUGUGACGACCAUUCUGCCAUUGUGGCUCAUGUUCACAGACCCAGAGCUCCGCGCAGACCCAGUCAACUACGCGCCGGUGGUGGCCCAUCAAAUGAUGGCCAUCACUGUUGGCUAUCUCGCCGGCGACUUUCUCGUCGUGUUCAGCCACCAAAAGCAGUUUGGCGUUGCCAUCUCUCGGCAGACCAUGCUCCAUCAUUUCAUUGGCGUCGUCGGGUUUUCAAUCAUGAUUCUCUUCCGCGUGUUUUCCUGGUUUGCCAUCUUCCGACUCUCUUCUGAGGCGUCGACUGUAUUUAUUAACAUUCGCUGGAUGCUGGCGACCAACCCGAAGUGGAAAUCAUCGUGGCUGUACAUUCUGAAUGGCAGUGUUAUGACUAUCGUGUUCUUUGCCUUCCGUGUCGGUUCGCUACCGUACUACUACUACGUUCUGGUGGACGCUUGGCCAAACAUGGUUGCCACACGCGAAACGUGGCAAAUUAUCACCUUGCUCGUCUUUGGCAGCACCAUCGAUACCCUGAAUGUCUAUUGGUUUUCCAAGAUUUGGGGUGGACUUAUGAGCAUGGUACGACCGCGGUCCAAGACCCAAUAAUAAUAAUAAAGGAUUUGUUGCGACUGAGAAA